Molecule: messenger RNA, 2976 nt
Organism: Nicotiana tabacum (common tobacco)
Lineage: Eukaryota; Viridiplantae; Streptophyta; Magnoliopsida; Solanales; Solanaceae
Source: RefSeq, a predicted model, not a curated record
AUGGCGAUAUCUGUUGCAUCUUCGCCUUCGUCUAUUUCUGAUACUACAAUUUCUGAGCCCUUUGAUGGGACUUGUUAUGGGAGUUGGCGACGAUCCAUGUUGGUUGCCCUUUCCGUUAGAAACAAGCUGGAUUUCAUCCAUGGGACUGUUGAGAAACCUUCUAAGGGAUCUCCUCUCAUGCAACAAUGGCAUAAAUGCAAUGAUUUAGUUGUUGCAUGGCUUUCCAACUCUGUCACUAAGCAAAUCCAUCGAACAGUCGUGUAUUCUGAAUAUGCUAAGGAUAUUUGGAGGGAAUUAGAGACUAGGUAUGGGCAGGCUGAUAGAGCUAGAUGCACUUGUGGUGGUGGCGUAAAGGCAGAGGAGGAGCAACGUAUUUACCAGUUUUUGAUAAGGUUGAAUGAUGUAUAUGUUCAGGUGCGCAGCAACAUCGUUAUGCUAAAGCCCCUCCCCUUUAUUGAUAUUGUGUACAGCAUUCUCCUAAGUGAUGAGAAACAGAGACAAGUGUCCUCUACCUCUCAAUUUACCUCAGAGUCUACCUCUUUUAAUGCUGGUGCUUCUAAACCUGCUUAUGCACCUCGGGUGAAUUUUGAGCCUUCAAAGUCUCUUAUUUGCAAAUACUGCAAGAAAUCUGGACAUAGCAUUGAAAAGUGCUACAAGCUCCAUGAUUUUUCACCCAAUUUCAAAUUCAAAAAGAAUGAUGCACCUCGAAGAGCAUCUGCCAAUGUUGUUAUUGAGUCUUCUUCUGUCUUCUCAGUCCAUUCUAGCCCUAGUCCCAGUACUGUAUUUUCAAAUGAUGCAUCUGAUCAGCACUCUGGAGUGCCAGGGCUGACCAAGGAGCAAUAUUCUCAACUGAUGUUGCUUCUGCAACAGUCUCAUGUUAGCCCAAAUCCUUCUCACUCUCUCAUGGCCUCUGCUCAUUUUGCUGGUAGGAUUGCUACUCACAAUGUGUUACUUAAACCUGCUUUAUUUUCACAAGUAGAUAGUUCGGCUUGGAUUCUUGACUCUGGGGCAUCUGAUCAUAUGACUUCUCAAAAGUCUCUUCUCUUUAAUCUAGAACCUCUCACUAUUCUUUGCCUUGUAUCUCUUCCUAAUGGAUAUAAAGUUAAGGGGCCUUCUCUGAAGAAGCCACUGGUUCUUGGUAAACUGGACAAAGGGCUAUACAAGCUGGACAUUACUCAGUCAACAUCCAUGCCAUGUUCAUCUCUUUCUGUUGUUUCUUUUCCUGUUAUUGAAGUGUGUUCACCUGAUUCUGUUUUUCCUGUUGAUCCUUCAUCUCCUGUUGAUGUCUUUCCUUCUGCAACUUCUUACUUCCCUUCUUCGGGUGAGACAAGUGGUGAGGUGUUUCCCUCAUCUUCCCCUUCAUCUUCACCCCCUCCUUGUAAUGUUUCUUCUUCUUCUCCUUCUUCUACUGCUUUGCCUUCUUCUUCUCCUACUCACUUCACUUCUCCUUCACCUGUAAGGAAGCAUGUUGUUUCUUUAUCAGCUCCUGCUGAUCUUUCUAUUUUUGAGCCCGAGUCUUACUCUCAAGCUGUCCCUCUUCCUGAAUGGCAGGAGGCUAUGAGACAUGAAUUUGAGGCUUUUGAAACCAAUGGCAUAUGGUCUGUCAUGCCUUUGCCUCCUGGUAAGAAACCUAUUGGGUGUAAGUGGGUUUACAAGGUUAAAUAUAAGGCUGAUGGAAGUGUUAAGAGGUAUAAAGCUAGAUUGGUGGUUAGGGGGAACACUCAGGUAGAGGAUAUUGAUUUCCAAGAGACUUUCUCUCAUGUUGUCAAAAUGUCCACCAUUAAAACUUUGGUUGCUCUUGCUGUUAAAAGACAGUGGCCCCUUUUUCAGCUUGAUGCCAAUAAUGCCUUUUUGCAUGGGGACUUGGAUGAGGAAGUUUUCAUGAAGCUUCCUCCUGGUUAUUCUGUUCUCUCCACAUCUGGUUCUGACCAAUUGGUGUGCAAGCUUCAGAAGUCUUUUUAUGGCUUGAGACAAGCUUUAAGGCAAUGGUAUGCUAAGCUUUCUCAAGCCCUCACAUCUAGAGGUUAUUCAUCUUCUCUCAAUGAUUACUCCCUCUUCAUUAAGGGUUCUGGUGCUUCUCUUGUGAUAUUGGUUGUUUAUGUGGAUGACAUUGUGAUCACUGGGGCUGAUUCUUCUAAAAUUUCUGAUGUUAAGUCCUUUCUCCAUGCUCAGUUCAAGAUUAAGGAUUUGGGAUGUUUCUCCUGUGUUUGUCCUCUUGAGUUGUCUGCCAAGCUUAAAGCUCAUGGAGGUGAUCCCUUACCAAAGCCUGAUGUCUAUAGGUCUCUUAUUGGGAAGUUGAAUUUUCUUACUCACACUCGGCGUGAUAUUUAUUUUGUUGUUCAACACCUUAGUCAAUUCAUGCAAUCCCCUUGUCUUCCCCAUAUGCAAGUUGCGCUCCAUGUGUUAAGAUACCUGAAAGGUACCUCUGAUUGUGGGAUUUUCUUCAACAAUUUCUCUGAUUUGUCUCUAACUGCUUACUGUGAUAGUGAUUGGGUUGCCUGUCUUGACACUAGGAAGUCUGUGAGUGGUUAUUGUAUGUUUUUGGGUGGCAGUCUUGUGGUUUGGAAGUCUAAGAAGCAGCAUGUUAUCUCCAUGUCUUCUGCUAAAGCUGAAUGCAGGGCAAUGAGCAAAUUUGUGACUGAGCUGGCCUGGAUGUCUCGUUUGUUAUCUGAUUUGGGUUUGCAUUCAUAUUCACCUAUUUCUUUGUUUUGUGAUUCUCAUGCUGCUAUCCACAUUGCUAAGAACCCAGUUUUUCAUGAACGAACGAAGCAUAUUGAACUUGACUGCCACUUGGUGCGGGCCAAGCUUGCUGAAGGCCUUAUUCAUCUGCUGCAUACUUCUUCUUCUCAGUUGGCUGGUAUUUUCACUAAGGUUCUCGGUGGUGCUACUCAUCAUGGUUUUCUUUCCAAGUUGGGGGUUUUGUCACCCUCCAACUUGAGGGGGGGUGUUAGAAAUAUACCACCCACUCCUGAUUAG